AUGAGCACCCUUACGCCCGCGCAGCGUUUCGAUGACGAGAAGCAGCGCAUCAUCGCAAGCUGCUUCAGCAAGCGCGACGAGGACGGCAGCGUGCCCGAGACGUAUAUCACUCACAUCCGCAUCACCGAGUGGCAGAACUACCCGUCGUCGCCGCCGCCCCCGAGCGCCCGCGCCCCGCAAUACGAGAAGCCGCGUGUCAUCAUCGUCGCCGUGCGCAAAUCGGGCCGCCUGCGCGUGCACAAGAGCAAGGAGAAUGCCAACGGCACCUUUUCCAUCGGCAAGACGUGGUGGCUCGACGACCUGCAGAGCAUCGAGUCGUUCACCAGCCCGUCGGCCAACCCAAACCUCCGCGAAUGGGCCCGAGAUGUCGGAUUUAUAGUGACGCUGGGCAAGCCCUACUACUGGGAGGCCCACUCAGAUAAGGAGAAGAAGUUCUUUAUUGCCAGCCUAAUCAAGAUCUUCAACCGUUAUACCGGCGGACGAACGCCGAAUCUUGUUGGUUUCGACCAACGCGAGCUCGACCAGGUCUUGGGAGGCGCCCAGGCCCCGCCACCAUCAUCUCGCAGACAAGACCGUCCGCCGCCGAGACACCUCGACAGUACUGGCAGUGCUACCAGCACGACUACGGCUGCCUCGCUUGCUGCUCCUCAACCCCCUGGACCGGCCACCUCUACCAGUUCGAUCGGUAGCUAUAAUGCCCCGACGGUCUCUGAUAAAGGGCCGUCAAGCAGCCCCCUGAUGACAGCCCGCAAUGGGCGAACCGGUUCCCCAGCGCAGAGCAUCGAUUCGGGUCGUCCCUCUUUCGGCCAGCAACAACAACAAUCUCAACAACCCGGUCCCCAGUCAUCCCUGAGGAACCUGGCCUCGGUCAACCGCAGCCAGGACUCUAUCGCCGCCGCCGGCGGAUCGAUCGGGAGAAAUGAUGAUGCCAGCAGCCUACGGCCCAGUACCCGCAACGGAGUCAACGGCUCUUCUCCCUACGGAACCCCCGACAGCACCCCUGGCCCGCAACCGUCCGAUGAGAAGCCACCGGAGAGGAAACGGCCCCCCUUAGAACCUAUCAGGUCAAUCCCGCUGGAGCCAGACCUGGUGCCAGCGCCGCUGACCCCGGGUAUGCGCCAGCCCAUGGCCAUCCCGCCGCGCAGCAUGGAUCGCAUUGUUCCACGGAAGACGUCUAUCAGCCGACCAAACGACCAGCCCCCGCCGUCUCGGGGAGGUGAAGCCGUGACGCCUAUUGACAAUAUCAAGCCCGAAUUCCCCAGCAGGGCGGCCACCCCUGUCGCGGGUAGUUCUGCUCCGCCAUCAGCGGCCGGUACUCCCAAGUCCACUCCUCCGGUGCAGCCGGCUCCCCAGCCAGCGCCCUCGGCUGAGACCCCGAAGUCACCACCCCCUGAGCCAGAGGAGAAGCCUGGUCUUGGGCCCAUGGUGAGGCCGAAGAAGUCGAGAGGCGAAAUUGCUGGCGCAUUGUGGAAAGCUGCAACAGCUGCCAGCGCGUUCCGGCCGCGUCCUGGCGGUGCCAUGGAGCGUCUGCUUAAGAAGGAAGAGAAGAAGGACGACGAACCCGAUGGUAUAACUCGCGUAGUGCCUGCGCCUAAGCCUCCUGUUCAGAAGCCCUCGGAGCCGGAGAAGCCUGCUGAACCGCCCAAGGUAGAUAAGGCGCCGGCUGUCCCGGAGGUCAAGGUGACUGGGUCUGACGGUGCCACGACGGCUCAGAAGGAGAAGGAGAAGGAGAAGGAGAAAGAGAAGGAGAAGCAGCAGGAGGAGGAGGAGGAGGAGGAGGAGCAGCGCCCUGUCGUCGCCGGCAACGACGCCAAGUACCUGGCGACACUUGGCAUCGACCCGUCGAUCCUGGACGCGCGCCCGAGCGAGUUCACCAAGUGGUUGGACUAUUUCGGCUGGGUGCCUGGCGACAAGAUGCGUACGCGCACCUUUGAGGACCUGCGCGCCGAUAUCGAUCGUGAAAUCAGCAAGGCGCAGGCCGGCGCUUGGGUCGCGCGCUUCCAGGACGACGACGAGCGUGUCGAGGCUAUCAAGCGCGGCAUCGAUCUUGCCAUCGCCGAGUGCGAGGAGUUGGAUAACCUACUGACGCUGUACAGCGUCGAGUUGUCGACUCUGUCAGAGGAUAUUGCCUACAUCGAGGCCCAAGGCCAGGGUCUGCAGGUACAGGCCGCCAACCAGAAACUGCUCAAGAAGGAGCUCGAGUCCUUGCUUGAGACCUGCGCUAUCAGCCAGUCCGAUCUGGCCGCGCUUAGGAGCGCGCCGAUCGAGACAGCUGACGGUGUUCAGGAGAUCGAGGCCGCCCUCGUGACGCUGUACAAGGCCAUGAUCAAGAUCGACCCGACGCUUGGCCGCAAGAACGGCGACGAUGCAGCCGGAGACCAUGUUGGCCUCGACAACAGCGAUUAUGGCAAGAUGCGCAUCGUGCAGGAGAAGAAGGAAAUGUACCUGCAGGAGAGCUCGGCAUUUAUGCGCCGGUUGGUAGUUUGCAUGGACCAGAUGUUCACCGAGGCCUUCCGUGAGACGCGCGCUGCCCUGGACGGCGCCCUGGCCAAGAAGGUGGAUCCACGCAAUCAUGACGCUGGUCGCGACCUGCUGUGGAUGUACAGCCCACUGAUCCUGUACGCGCGUGAUGUCGAUCUUGACAACUGGAACCGCAUCCUGCAGGUUUACCAGGAGCGCAGCGCCCCGGUGUACCGAGCAGAGUUCCGCGACGCGGUCGAGGCUUGGAAGAAGAACGCACGCAAGACGCCCGCCUUCGGCGACGACGCUGACCUGCUGUUUACGGCUUACCAGGAGAAGAAGGAGGAAGGCCUGGCCACGACGGCGAGGAAGUUGACUGUCAAGCGCAGUCAGACCCUGGCUCGCACGUUGCGUGGCGAAGGUAGCCGGUCAAACCUGCAGGACAGGGACGCCCAUGCUCACCGCGCGCUCCCGUACGAGGUGUUCGCCGGCGUCGUGGACGACUUGUUGCCGCUGGUCGAGAUGGAGCAGAAUUUUAUUGUCGAUUUCUUCCAUGCUACUACGCUCGAGCAGUCAGAUUUCCCCGAUCUGGUGGCUGCUGCCCGGCCGCAUGAUCGGAGAGGAGGGGAUCUGAAGAGGCACCGGCUCAUGGAGCCUGAUCGUGAUUUAGCCAGGCGGGUAACUAAGACCAUGGAGGGCAUCUUCGGCUUCUUGGAGCAAAGCCUGCAGCAGUUGAUUGAUUGGGUGUUGGUUCAGGAUCCCUUACAAGGAGUUGGCAUCUUAGCCACGCUCGAGCGCAAGAUGCACGAUCUUAACCAGUCCAACCAGGAUUUCCUCAACAAUGUGCUCCAGAAACUCCAUGGCAACCUCGAAACCCGUUUCAAGAAGUUCGUCGACGACCAGGUGCGCGCGAUCGAAGAAACAAAGGUCAAGAUCAAGAAGCGCAAGGGCGUCAUCCACUUCGUGCGCAUCUUCCCCCACUUCAGCGCCGCCGUUGAGAACAUGCUCUCGGCUGCCGACGCCCACGCCCUGCCCAUCCGUCGGAUGGUCGACCGCGAGUACGAUCGCAUCCUCAAGUCCAUGUUCGACUCGCUUAAGGUUAUUGCCCGCGAAAACCCCGCUGUCGUGGCCUCUUCUGCAGCCAGCACCAUUACCUCUGCUACGUCGACGACCGCAGGUACCACCACGACCAUCUCGGCGCUGCACCAAGCUGAUCCGGAGGAUAAAGAGGCGCUCAACUUCCAUAUCCUCCUCAUCGAGAACAUGCACCACUUCCUGGAGGAGACCUCUCCCGAGAGUGGUCUCUACCCGCGCCCGCUCGAGGUCCUGGACGACUGGCGCGAGGCUGCACAGCGCGAGCUUGCCGAGCAUAUGCAGCUGUACCUGAACGCUGUGAUGCGUCGUCCGCUAGGCAAGUUAUUAGAACACCUGGAGAAUGUGGAGGCGCAGCUUGCUGCGGGCAAGACUGCCGCGCAGGUGGCUGCCCAGCCAUCCAACUCAAGGCAGGUGUUUAACAAGGUGCUUGGAGGGUAUGACGCCCGUGAAGUGAGAAAAGGCAUCGAGGCUCUCAGGAAACGCGUGGAGAAGCACUUUGGCGGUGAUGAUAAGGAGGAAUCUUCCUCCUCCGGGAAUCUCACACCCGGUGGUGUGGGUGCUGGGCAAACACCCGGGGCUGUGGGAGAGAAGAGCGCACACAGUCACGGCCUGGUGGGCCAGGUGCUAAGGGAGUGUGAGCGGUUCUAUGGUGAGGUGGAGAUGCGGAUUGGCAGGGUCACGACGGAGGUAUAUGGCGGUGAUGUGCUGUUUGAGUGGCCUCGGCAGGAGGUCAGGGCUGCUUUCGCUGGCGUGGGGAGGUAG
Molecule: messenger RNA, 4317 nt
Organism: Thermochaetoides thermophila DSM 1495
Lineage: Eukaryota; Fungi; Ascomycota; Sordariomycetes; Sordariales; Chaetomiaceae
Product: putative exocyst complex component sec3 protein
Exons: 2
Coding region: 1-4317 (1438 amino acids)
Biological process (GO): exocytosis; Golgi to plasma membrane transport
Cellular component (GO): plasma membrane; exocyst
Molecular function (GO): phosphatidylinositol-4,5-bisphosphate binding
Source: RefSeq, a predicted model, not a curated record